Tarenaya hassleriana is the source of this 2402-nucleotide messenger RNA. RefSeq names its product solute carrier family 40 member 3, chloroplastic. Gene Ontology annotation, cellular component: membrane. Bases 302 to 2095 code for a protein of 597 amino acids. Gene Ontology annotation, molecular function: iron ion transmembrane transporter activity. The transcript has 12 exons. The record is from RefSeq and is a predicted model, not a curated record. Lineage: Eukaryota; Viridiplantae; Streptophyta; Magnoliopsida; Brassicales; Cleomaceae. Gene Ontology annotation, biological process: iron ion transmembrane transport.
GCCUAACAAGCGGAUUCUAUUCUGAGAAGAAACCACCGCAGAUAAGGUUCCGUCUUCUCUCGUUUUUCCUCUCUUUCCCGGAAAAACAGCGAGGUUGAAGAGAACCCAGUGACAGCAAGGCACCAGCGAACAAAACCCAGUAAAAAUUUUACCGGAUUUGACGUGAAUUCGAGGUCUUUUUGAUGUUUUGAUUAUUUUCUCCCCCUGGAGGUUGCAUGAAUCGGAAGGAAUCCAGAAGGAAGAACUACGGGUCCUUCAAGUUCGAUUACUUGAAGAAGGAAGAGGAGAGUAAGGUUUUGGGAUGGCUGCUUCCAUGGCUAUUCUCAGACAAUCGCCGUCUUUCGAUUUUCUGUUCGAUUUUCCGGCCCAGAAGAAACCUUCUCUAUCGCCGGUGGUUUCUGCUCGAUUUCGCCACCGCUUCCCUUCUUGCAGAUGGUUGAGUCUCAGUUCAGCUUCGAAUCCUCGCAGGUUAAAUAGCUUUAGUUCAAGGUGUUCAAUAAUAAAUACAGAUGUAUGUCAUGAACAUGUCACUACUGAUGAUGACAAGGUCCAUGGGGAUUUGCCAACUCCAGCGGAGGAUCAUCUGGUUCCAACAGUACAUCUCGAUACCGAUAUCUCGAUAGCUGAAUCAUUUUGCCUGCUCUCUGACUGCACUUAUGUAGACACCCUUUUGACGGCAUUGCCCGUCUUGUCUGAGGAGGAGCAGAAUGUACUCGCAGCCACUCCAGCUCAUCCCGAAGGUCUAUAUGUUUUAUAUGCUAGCUGUUUGGUUGGUAAUUUGGUUGAACAACUUUGGAAUUUCGCCUGGCCGUCAGCCAUUGCACUGCUUCAUCCAAGCCUACUACCUGUAGCAGCCAUUGGGUUCUUUACCAAAGUGGCUAUAAUAUUUGGAGGUCCUGUGGUUGGAAAAUUUAUGGAUCACAGUCCCAGGGUUCCCACUUAUAUUUCGUUGAAUGUUGUCCAGGCAACAGCACAAGUUCUAUCUGCAGGAAUGAUAAUUCACGCGUACACAACACCUUCAGCAUCUGCAUCAUCAUUACUUCUCCGGCCUUGGUUUUCUGUAUUGGUACUUGCAGGAGCAGUUGAUAGAUUAUGUGGAAUAGCAUCGGGAGUUGCUAUAGAGCGUGACUGGGUUGUGCUGUUGGCUGGCAUAAAUAGACCAAUUGCUCUUGCACAAGCUAAUGCUGUUCUCAACCGGAUUGAUCUGCUCUGCGAGAUUGCUGGAACCAUGUUAUUUGGCAUUCUAUUGUCCAAAUAUGAUCCUGUGACCUGCUUAAAGUUUGCUGCUUUUCUGAUGAUCGGGUCCUUGCCUAUCAUGACAUGUCUCAUAUGGCUAACCAACAAACUGUCUUCUGGAGUUCUUGACCGUCCUAAAUGCUCAAAGAGCUGCUGCGAUGAAGGAACUCUUUCUGAUGUCCUCAGCAUUUUUAAUAAUGGAAUGGAAGCUAUCAAGUUGGGAUGGAAGGAAUAUAUCCAGCAACCAGUUCUACCUGCAAGCCUUGCAUAUGUUCUUCUCUACUUCAACAUUGUGCUCACUCCAGGCAGUUUGAUGACUGCUUUCUUAACUCAACGUGGUGUGAAUCCAUCGGUUAUCGGGGGUUUCAGUGGAUUGUGUGCUUUCAUGGGAGUGGCUGCAACCUUCUUAUCAGCAAACUUGGUCAAGCGAUUUGGCAUUCUAAAGGCAGGAGCUGUAGGACUGUUUUUCCAAGCUUCACUGCUCGUUGUGGCAGUGGCAGUGUAUUGGAGCUCUUCUCUAUCUAACAGAAGCCCUCUUCUCUUCUUCUUGAGUAUGAUUGUAUUAUCAAGGUUAGGUCAUAUGUCAUACGAUGUGGUGGGAGCCCAGAUCCUUCAGACAGGCAUACCAUCGUCGAAAGCCAACCUCAUCGGUGCAACAGAGAUUUCGGUCGCCAGUUUAGCGGAAUCGGUAAUGUUAGGCGUCGCCAUAGUAGCAAACGACGCCUCGCAUUUCGGGUUCCUGGCAGUUUUAUCGCUAAUGUCAGUGGUAGGAGCCACGAUGAUCUUCUGCAGACUGCUGAGGAAUCCCACUGAUGAACAAAGACAGCUCUUCUCUUUCGAUCCUCUGUCGUGUUCGUAAACUGAGCUGAGAAGGGAGAAUCUCUGUCCAUGUUAUUACAUUGCAUUGGGUCAAUCAGACGAGUGAACAAAAAAACAUGUGACGCUCGAGUUUUCUCUUUUUGGGUGGGUGGUCGUCUCCAUUACAGUACAGCUCGUUGCAGCAUUCAUUCAUGAAAUUAUGUAUAGUAGUUUCCAUGUCUAUAGAUAUGUCUGGUUCGUUUAGCUUUUUUAAGGUUCGUCUUUUUCUUUCCACACAUCCUUUUGUGUUGUUCUGUUUCAGCAGUUAUGGGUCUCUAGGGUUAUAAAAAGUUUCGGCCUUUCUCUGA